This is a messenger RNA of Coturnix japonica (Japanese quail), 1422 nucleotides long. RefSeq names its product phosphatidylinositol glycan anchor biosynthesis class H (gene PIGH). Gene Ontology annotation, cellular component: glycosylphosphatidylinositol-N-acetylglucosaminyltransferase (GPI-GnT) complex. NCBI's taxonomy places the organism in Eukaryota, Metazoa, Chordata, Aves, Galliformes, Phasianidae. Gene Ontology annotation, biological process: GPI anchor biosynthetic process. The record is from RefSeq and is a predicted model, not a curated record.
CAGCCUAUACAGGCCUUUUCUUUUCACUGUUUGUACCCCCAGCCAUUCGGCCCCCGUUGCCGCCGCUCUUUUGUUCACACGAGGCAUCCACGCGGGGAUUCUGAAGCUGCCAUGAAUGCAGGCAGCUGCCCACAGAAAGUUGGUACCGGAGGGGGCAGAGGGGUAAGCGGGGAGCAAAACAGCGGCCCUGCUCCGCCAUGGUAAGAGGCGCAUACGAGAACAACGCAACCACAGCCCUUAAAGCCACGGCUCCAGCACGGCCCCGCUGACUACCGCAGCUCCGCUCCCCACGCGCACGCGCCGCCCGCCCCUUCCCUUCCGUUCCCUUCCUUCCGUUCGUUGCUGUGUGCACGGGGCGCAGUGCGAUGGAGGAGCGGCGGUACCGCUCGGCGUCGGGGGCGCCGCUGUGGCUGCGGUGCCGGCAGCACAGCGCUUCGUGCCGGGAGCUGGCCGUGCGCUGCCCCCGCCUGCAGCUCCGCUCGCUCAGCGCCGUCACCUCCGCCGUGUGGCUGGCGGCCUACGGGCUCUUCGUGCUCUGCCAGAAUAGUAUGGUGCUUUCUGCCGCCAUAUUCCUCACGCUGAUCGGCCUCAUCAUCUACCUGCACUUUGUGAAGAUUGACCAGGAAUCCCUGCUGGUCAUCGGCUCACUUGGCAUCCAGGUGACUUCAUCCUACGCUUCGGGGAAAGAGAGCACAACCUUCAUUGAGAUGAGCCAAGUGAAGGACGUGGUUAUCAAUGAAGCCAUCCACAUGAGUUCCCAACCACGUCUGGACUGCCUGAUAGAAGUGUACAAAAGUUGUCACGAAAUCCUGGAUCAGAGGAAAGCAGCUUCACAAUCAGAUGGAGUAAAAUAAUGUAACAAAUAAUCAAGAUGGAAAACUUGCAGCAGGACUUGGAGAGAUGCAUGGAAAAGCAGGCAAAUCUGACCCAUGGCUUUUUAAAAUUAAAUGCUUAGAAUGUGAUGCACUUGUAAGGAUGGCAAUAUAGGCAGCAGCCCGCACAGUGUCACAGAGCUGUUGCAGAAGAUGUCAGCUGAAGCACACAAGUGCACCUAGAAAUUGACUGUUAUGAAAACAGGUGAGCAAAACUUUGGAGAGUCAGACAGAAGAGGUUUUUCCACGCAUCUCUGGAAAAAAAGGAUGGCACGUGGAGACAAGAACAUGCAGCAAAUGUUUACACUUCCAUGGAUCCAGGAAUUCUGAUGAACACAAAUUGUAACCUUGGGCAGACAGAAAAAAAUACUUUGGGGUUUUUUUAAGUUUCUUUAUAAUCCUUUCUUGGAAAGAGUAUUAAAAUAGAAGGGUGGGCUGGCUCAGUAACUUUUCCUGAUCCAGAGGGGAAUUUCAGAUAAUGACAGAAAAUGAAAAUACGCCAUUGUUUUGAUUUAUAUUUAUGGAGUUAAACAUAGCAGAGCAUACUUUA